Mesorhabditis belari is the source of this 8874-nucleotide messenger RNA. Lineage: Eukaryota; Metazoa; Nematoda; Chromadorea; Rhabditida; Rhabditidae. The record is from the annotation of a GenBank genome assembly.
AUGGCAGCUGCUUCAAAUCGAAGAAGCGAACGAAAUGGGAGAAGAAAAAGUGAUCCGGGAACGCUUGCGUUGCGAGCGAAUGGAGCUCUUGACAGAUUGACAGUUUUUGCUGGAGAGCUCCCAUGGGGAGGCGCCAAAAUCGUGCCCGCUACAACCCUUGAUGUACAAAUGAAUUCCGGUGUAUUCGCUUCACAAUCUUUACUAAUUGAAUUAUUUUCUCUAUUUGAGCGCAAACUGACUGCGGUGACUGAAGAUGAGCCUUUGGAAAAGUUGGUGAACAAAAGUCUACAAAGGGGUGAAGAUCCAUUUUUUGACAAUCUUUGUCGAACUUUAAGCGGAAUCAGUGAACUUUGUCUGCCAGCUGUGCUCAAAUCGUUGAUCUCAUGGAUUGAAAGAAUGGAAAAACUUGUUAAUGAUAAGAUCAAUCCAGCCAGUGAAAAUCGUUUCCGAUUGGGAAAAAGACUUCUUGCGGCACAUUAUCUCUUCUGCUUGGUUCUGAUCGAAGUGUUGCCACAGCAGCUUGAAAGGCAUUUGACUGAAUGUGAGCCGUACGUGAACUACAUAAUGCGUCUAGCAUUUAAACAAGUCGCUUAUCGAGAUCCAUCAACUCUUGGCGUGAAUCACACAAAUUCUCUUGUUGUUGCCGAAACAUAUGCUGAAGUGGUCGGCGUCCUUUCGAGCACACAUUUUCAAGCAAUACAUCACGCAUUCUUUGCAAUGCUCAAUGAAUAUAAGAAAGAAACCUCGCCAGCAAACGGGCAAAACAUUAUCGCAUUGUUGAUGGCAAUGAAAUUCGUGAAGAUCAAGACAAACCAAGUUCGCGAAUUCGAGAUGGGCAUUCGUUUCUUAGACGAAUUGGGCACAUAUUUUUUAGAGGCAAAAGAUCGUGAAGUGAAGCACGCGGUGGCUGGUCUUCUCGUAGAAAUUCUGCUUCCCGUUGCUGCGCAAAUCAAACGCGAAACGAAUAUCCCAGCGUUGAUUUCUUUUGUGCAAAAGCUUUACGGACCGACGAAUGAUCUAGUCAAUAAGAAACAACACAAAUUGGCAGCUUAUCCAUUGCUUACUUGCCUACUGUGCGUCUCACAAAGACAGUUCUUUCUAUCAAAUUGGGCAUCUUUCUUGAAUGCAUGUUUGGCUUCACUUCGAAACAAAGAUUCUCGAAUUUCUCGCGUUGCUCUCGAGUCUCUCUAUCGACUUUUAUGGGUGUACAUAAUUCGAAAUAAUUGCGAUGGAAACUCGUCGACGAGGACUCGUUUGGAAAGCAUUUGUGCAAGUCUCUUCCCGAAAGGAAAUCGAAAUAUCACUCCUCGAGAAGCUCCCCUAAACAUCUUUGUCAAAAUCAUUCACUUUAUUGCUCAACAGAAGCUAGACUUUGCAUUCAAGGAAGUGAUUUUUGACUUGUUGGGUUGCUCGAGAUCUAAUCGAUCACUUUGUCCUGAGCGCAUGAACAUUGGAAUCCGAGCACUGAUGGUCAUCGCUGACGGACUUCAACAAAAAGACGAACCACCAGCUAUGCCGAAAAGCAUCGGACCACUUGCAUCCGGCACAAUGCUAAGAAUGAAGAAAAAGACCUACAUUACAAGGCCACUCACCGUUGAUAUUGCUCGGACCAUUGGGUUGGAUCAAUAUUAUAUCCCUUGUCGCAAAGCUUUUGACAACAUUUUGAGAAUCCUUGAUGCACAGGUUGGAAAACCAUUGAUGCUGACGGCGAUUCAAGGAAGAGGCAAGGAGCCAGAAGAAUUGUUGACAGGUGAUGUUAAACCAAAGUUGGACCUUUUCCGGACCUGUGUGGCGGCGAUGCCCCGUUUGUUGCCUGAUCCGAUGACUCAUGUUGAGCUCAUCGAGAUUCUCACUCGAAUCACCGUUCAUAUCGAUGAUGAACUGCGUACCAUGGCUGGACAAACGCUACAAAACAUGAUUUCCGAGUUUCCGGAGUGGAGAGAAACUAUUGUCUCAGCGACACUUAGCCUUUUGAUCAAUCAACUAACAGACACUUAUCCGGUGGUUCUGGAUCUUUCACUGAGAACUUUACUUCAAUUGGUGACGACUUGGCGAAUCGCAGCCACAAAUGAGAAACGACGAGAUGAAGAAGAUGAACAAUCACAGGAAUCACCAAUGAUCUCUUCGCCAUCACAUUUGGGAAUGCAAACAAAAUCUUUGUCGACCGCAUCAGCUCAAAGUACUUCCGGGAUUUCUACGUUCCAUUCCACAUCUCCGUCAACAGCGUCGACACCUACCACCACAGCAUCUCAUUCUGCCACAGCUUCAACUGGGUCAUCGCCCAAGGUGCCAAAUUUGCCCCUUUAUGUAGUGAACAAUGCAACAGCUCUUCAUGCAAUCGAAGGCUUCGCGCUUGUGAUGCUCUGUCAAAUUCGACAAACACCAAGAAAGAUCUCCAUCUCGUUGUUGAAAGAAGUCAAAACAAUCUUCAGCAUCAUUAGCAUUGAGCAUCAUGAUACACCAAUGCUUACCGUUCUCGACGAAGCGACACCAAUGGUCAUCGCCAAAUACAUUCAACAUGUUCCAUUUUACGAGCGGCAACAAUGGAACGUAGACUUUGCUGGGGCUUGUGAUAAAAUUUGCUGCCUUGAAUCGAACUCGAGCUUGGUUAAUAACGAGAAGGGAAAUGAGUACAUGCAAUGGGAUCCAUGGGCAUGCGCUCUAUCAGGAUAUGCGGAACAUCGGUUUUUACUAUCCCAGUGUCCGACGGCAGUCUCUUCCGCUUGGCCGGCUCUAUUCAUCAGACUAAAUGCAGUGAAUUCAUACGUUGAUCCAAACAACCCACAAAACGAGUCACGAGCCUCGUUGCUUCGAUCGUCAAAAAGCAAAGGAUCGUCAUCGAUUUGUGGUGAACAAUUAAGUCAAGAUGGGUGUUUGUCUUUAUGGCAAAAAUAUGUGGUUUUGUGCAUGGCUUUAUGCCCACCACCACCCUCACAUCACACGCUCGUUUCGAGAAGCUUUUCUCCAACAAGCAGUGUUGAUACGGAUGUUUUACGCGGUGUUCCGUCGGCUUUUCGAACUCGCUAUGCACCGACUUCCAACUCGCCCAGCACACAACAGCUUUUUCAGAAAGCCUUGGCGAUGCUUAGAUGGGAGAACAUGACAGACAUCAGAGACAGUGUUGUUCUUGGAAUCGGUUCUUUGAAUCCAGCAGCCAUUGAUGCAUGGAUUGAUGAACUUGGAGCACGUGGUGUACUUCGAGAAGCACAAGAGAAAAAGAUUGAGUCUAAUGUUCGACGGCGCAAAAGGAAAGAUCUCUUACGAUUGCAGAUUCUUCGAAUGCUUGAGCUCGUCAUUUUCAGGGGCUAUUUGGAGAUGUCAGGAUUUACGGAAAAUGGGAUAACGUUAAACCAAUCGAUCAUCGAUUUCGUUGACUCGAUGCGAGUGAAUCUCGAAGUGGAUCAAGAUCGAGAUCGUGACAUUAACACCGUCACUAGUAUGCGGCUGCAUUUCGCAAAGCUCAUCACAUUGAUUAUCGAUUCGGUACCACACGAAGCUCGAUUGCAAUUGAUACCAGAAGAAAGGAAGCAAAGUCUUUUCACACUUUUCAAAGAAUGGUCAAGUCGUACCUAUUCAUCGGAGAGAAGAGUUCGAGAAACCGAGUUUGGCACACAUGUUGAACAAAAUUCUGUCAUUGCCAUGUGCCGAAUUCUAUGCUGUGGACCAAUUUUUGAGCCACAAAAGUCUUUGGGAAACAAAGGAUAUCUCUACACAUGGUUGGAAAAAUUUGUCUCGAGUCCAAAUCAUACGAUGCAAGAAGAAAUCGAGGAGAUGCUGGCCUGGAUGGUGCAAUUGAAUGAAAGUGUUGAGCUACUCGAUUGGAUUGUCAAUCAAUGCUAUGCUCAGCCGCACUCUAUCUCAUCAAGAUGUGUGAAAUCACUGGUUCGAGCAUUUUCACAUCGAGAGCUUCCAUGUGAAUUCGUUUCGCUGUUUGUGCUUUGCCAGGCAGCAGCUGCGGAUCGACAAGUAGCUGAUUCGGUUCUAAACGUUCUGGAAAUGCUAAAGAGACAAUUUCUUGACAGCCCUUCCUCUAUGGCGUCUCCACUUUUGGUGACCACAUCACCAUCGGCUUCAAAUGUUCCUUUACGGCGAAGCGGUGGGAACACUUUGGUUCUUCACCCGAGCACUCCGAUUCAUCCACUUCCCGUGGAACAAAGCACCGUUUGUCGUCAUCUAGCAAAAUCCUAUCCACAAUUGACGCUCACUGUGUUUUCAGAAGUCUGUGCCAGAAUUGAGUCUGCUAGAGCGGAACACCAAGCCUCGUUGCUCUCAGCUCUUUUGCCAUGGAUUGAGAACUUGGAGCUAGUGGACCCAGUUGCGGGUGAGGAUUCGUGCGAGGGACCGCGCGGUUAUGGAUCGGAAGAGGCAACACAGCUUCUCCUCAACAAUCUCAUCUACUUAACAGCCAAUUAUCUAGAUCAAGGAAAGGAAAUCUGCGAGCUUUGGCGCGCUCUCUCGAUGGCUUUCCCGGCGAACAUGCCAAUCAUCUUGCACUUUCUCUACACGACUAUCAAUUUAUCUCCAGACAGAUUGUUGAGCCAUGCUAAAAGAGUUGUGGUGAUGAUUGCCGGAGUGUCAGGGACUCGGCUAGCAGCCUUGCUUCUUGAUCAACUUAUCGCUCACGAUUCAACAAAAACUGUUCUUGAAAGAGCCGAGAUGCCACCCUUUUACAGAUGGAGAGAUGAUUUGGAUACAAUUCGCAGAAAAGAAUCGAUGGAAGAAAAGCAAUACGAUGGACCCAAAAGAAUAGAGAUUAUUGAAAAGGAGGAAGAUACGGCGACAGAAGGAGUCAGAGAGCUUCCAAUGCCCGCUUAUGGCGGACACUACUCUCCUCUUUUGGCUUUUCUACCGCCUGUCACUCAACAAAUUCAAUACUAUUCUAAAAGUCAAGUGGCUCUUCUACUUCUAUGCGAUGUGAUCAGAUCCUCGUGUGAUGUUGAUUGGGCCGAAGCUACCCCAAGACUCCUUCACGCGUCCAUUCUCCAUCUUGAUUCAAUGCGACCGCUGCUUUGCUCACACGCUCGACAAACGAUCAUCAAUGUUUGCCUCUUGAAAGCCAAUUCAUCACAAGUUGCUGAAAUCUCGCAAAUCCUACUGGAGAACAAAAUAAGCUCAGAUACUCUGGGACUUGAUUUGAGCUUGACACAGAUUCAUAUAGCUAAUUGUUCUCAACAAGAUCCUUACUGUGCAUCAACAAAAAUUCGUCGAGGAGAAGCCUGGAAAAAUGGUCGAGAUUCGCCGACUUUCAAAAGGCUCACUCAUCAAGAGCAUAGACAAAUGUUAUUGCACAGCAAUGCUGUUUUCUCAUCUCGCUCCGAUCUCAUUUUGGCCAUUGUUUUCUGUCUUUCAGAGAACAUUGACACCCCAUUGUGGGCAAAUGAGGAUGCUUCACCUAGAUGUUGGCGAGUCUCGUCAGCAGCUCAACUCACUUGUUUGGUUCGGCACAUAGCCUCUCUGAUGUUGCCAUCGAUGCCUUUGUUGCCAGUGGUUUGGACACAAAUUGCAAUGCGGAUGGCGCUUUCCCUUCCCCAUAGACAUUUGGCUGGUCGAUGCUUUCAGAUUGUCUCAGCUUUAUGUCAACCACCAGGAGCUUGGAUCCCAUCUCUUUUGUCGAGACUCGUCGAAACAGCCGGCGAUGCAAACGAUGAUACACAAGCCUACGUGACGGAUUUGAUUCUUUGCCUACAUUCGAAUGUUCAACAUUUGUCACCGCCAAUCGAUCCCGGACUCGCUGCUUCAGCGGGUUCUUCUUCAGUCUCCCCAACACACACUCGAUCCACUUCCUAUACGCCAGCUCUUCUACGACAAUCGGGAAUCCGACAAAAUCUUCAUGAAAGAAAAGAUGCCAGAUUAUCGCUGCUUGUAGCUGAAGAAGAACCCUGGGUGUGGACAUCGAUGGUGAGAAGUAAAAGCGCUGAGCAACUGAAAACGGAUGGAGAAGAGGAAGAAGCUAAUACAAGAGUGCAAGUCUUGGCGAUCGCCGUGUCGUUGCUGGAGAGUGGAAUCGAUAACGAAUUUCUUCUUGCUCUUCAUUUACUAGAGAAAGCUCUUAAUACUUCGGAGGCUCAAAAACAGAAAUGCUUGGAGAAAUUGGAGAAAACCGUGAAACAACUUGAUUGGAAGGGUUUCAGCGGGAUUGUUGGACUUGUCACACGGGGAUUGGUGAUUCCCGGAGCGCACGAGCAAACGAUCGAAGUGUUGCUGAAUCUUGUUGAAUUGGUUGAAUAUGGAGUGGUUGGAGGUCGAUCGUCACUUUCACUGAUAAUUUGCGGAGUACUUCCACAUCUCCUCUGCUAUUUCGAUCAGCCAAAUCAGUUGUGCCUUCAAGCAGCCGAAAUUAUUCGAAAAUUCUGUGAAGCAGUUGUGAUCCGAACAGAAGAGCAAGCUUCUGGUGACUCACCACUCGAUCAUCUUUCAAUGAUGUUCUCUGCUUACGCACAACGAUCAUUUGCCAAAGAUCGUUUUCAAUGGGCAAAAUGUGUGAUUCAAUAUAUGUGUGAUGGAUUGCAUCCAAAUGCUACUCAUCUUGUUGUUCUUCUUGCUGAGAUGCUUGAUCGAGGAUUGCCAACCCAUCAUGUGUAUGCCCUUCAUAUGCUUUAUUUGCUUGUGACUCAACGUGAAUGCUCACCAUCACCGGUGUCUAUCAACGCUCAAGUGAUCCGAGCUGUCUCAAGACAUGUCGGUGGAUCGAAUUGGAGAGAAGCGGCACGAGUCUUCAAGUCCAUUGUCGAACAAGCCCAGAAGCUGGAUGCUGAUAAGGAUACCGCUUCGAUCACCUCAUUCUCGUUGGAUCCAGAGUCGAUCGUUCAAACGAGCCAUUCUGGAGACAGCCCUUCAACACCAAGAAAAAUCACCGAGUCUAGCAUUCCCAAGAGGCAACCUCCACAAAUCCGUGUUCGUGAACGCUUAGUGGGACUACUUUCUGCAUCAGGACUUCGCGUUGGCGUACCAAAUGCUCCAUCAGUUCUUUUCUCUCAUUCCGAAUUGGGCAGUGCUGCAAGCUCUACAGAGCAUAUCUGUUCUAGCCGGGAUGUUGAUAGCACAACCUCUUUGCCACCAGAUCCAUCAAUUUCUGACUCAUAUCCAAGAGUUUUCAAGGAAUUUGACUUCUUGGAGGCAGAGCAUGAUUCAGUAUCAGAAACAGCAGAAUCUUGUUUUGGAUGGCUGAGUACAAUGCGACCAACGAGUAUUGCUGAUAGGGAACGAUCAGCUUCUUCAAAUGCAUCUGAUGACGCAGAUGAUGAUGGAGAUGAGGAAAGCGAGGAAAGUGCCGAUAUAUCGAGAAAGAGUCUCGUUACCGAAAAUGAGAUUUUGAGAGGAAUAGCUCGAGAAAUUGGAAGUCCAGCUCAUUCACGACACUCCACUGAAGAUGGAACAGCCAGUGAUGAGAGAACUCCUUGUCCUAGCGAGGUGGAUGAUGAAGAAACGAAAGAAGACGCGGUUUCUGACAAAGAUACAGAUGAAACAGAUCUCGAGAAAUGGACAAGAAGUCAAGCUGAACGGGAAGCCGUGUGGAAGACUCAAGUUGAGCACAGUGAGAUGGACAGCGAAUUCAGCGAGAUGGAUGUUCGAACGACUGAAGAUGGACGAAGCAUCACUGAAAGAAGUUUGCUCGAUGGUCGUGUUGGAGAGAGUCUCAGUAUUGCUGGUUCUUCCUUCUGUUGUCGAUCUGCUUCAUCAAUGGACACACCAACGGCUCGUUUACCUUCACUGGUUGUUCUCUGUCCUCACCACACUGGCAGUUUACAACAAGCCGAAGCUACAUGGAUGCGCACCAUCGCCGAACUAUCAGCCGACGAUUUGGACGGAGAAACAACGGCACAAUCCGUUCUUGUCGCCACUCAACUCUUUAGAUCAUGUUGCUGGAGAGCGUGUUCCCUUCUCCGUGAUGCGAUGGUCGGCUUUUCCACCAGUCGCUCACUUUCACGUCCACUUCUCUCCGCUCAUGAUGUUCUCACCAAAGUUGCUGAUUGUCCUUUCCUUUAUGUAACAGAUACUUUCCUUCUACGUGCAAACUGUCUCCAAAGACUGAAAUUCUCGUUGACUGAGAUGCGAGAGCAUUUGGAAACAUUUAAUGAGCGACGGGAGCAAGCAAUGAGGGCAUUAGCUUCACUAAAGUCAGCUCAAAAGCUCUCAAAUCUAAAUCUUGUCUCGAGCUCACCGCUUCCCACCUCUCAAAGCGCACAUCCACAACGAAAUAUGGAACAAGAAAUUUGCAAAUUGCUUCAUAAGCUUUUCUUCCAAUUGAUGUUGAUAAAUGAUUCAAUCUCUGACAUGGCUAGAGCAAUUCGAGAGAUUCCUUCUGCACAGGAUUUCUCUCUAUCGCCUGCUGUAAUGUGUCUUCAAAGAGAGUUGCUUCAAUUUGCUGCCGACCUACCACCCGAAUCUAAUUGGGCUCCAAGAGAAUCAUUCGCUGAUUCUUUGCUGUUACUCAUCGCCAACAAACAAUAUGCUCAAGCUCUUGGUGCUGUUCGACAAUUGAGAUCCUCUUCAAUAAGCCAAGAAUGGGGAUGUUGUGAAGUUGUUGAUGUUGAUAUUUUGCUCCUUCUUUUCUGUCGCUCGCACACAAUGCGCGCUUGGGCGAUCGUCGGUGGCGACGAGUCGACAUUUGGUGUACAGAGCCAACUUCUCCGCGAAGCCAAUGCGGAUCUCUCGUCGACGGUUCGUCGAUUGGCGAUGGAUGUGUUAGGAUCAGGGACAAGCCUUGCCCCAUCGUCGUUGACUGGUUCUCUCUCCGGCCCUCCUCUCGCUUUACAACACGCCUCUUCCACCUCACGAACCCCAACCGUUUCUUCUAUUGCUGAUUCUUUUUCUAAAAUAACUCUUCCAAAUUCUGACAGCCCAUCAUCAUCUAGAUCUAAUUUCUACGAUUCU